CGUGGCUACCCCACUCAGGUUCCACGUCACUCCAUGGCUUGAGGCUCCGUCUCGGAUGCGGAUACAGACAGCGAACAGCCAGAAACCUGUGGAAGGAAAUUGCAUUAAUCAUCUGUGACUGGUGUCUGCUGAAGGGACAAGAAUCUGUCCAGCACCAUGACCGCUGCAGAGAAUGUGUGUUACACCCUGAUCAACGUCCCGAGCGACUCGGAGCCUCCAUCAGAAGUCAGCCUUAAAGCUGAUUUAGAAAAGGGAGAGAUAAAAGCCAAGACGGAGGCGUUGAAGAAAGUCAUCAUCAUGAUCCUGAAUGGUGAGAAGCUGCCUGGUCUGCUGAUGACCAUCAUCCGCUUUGUGCUUCCUCUUCAGGACCAUACCAUCAAAAAACUGCUGCUGGUGUUCUGGGAGAUUGUUCCCAAAACCACACCUGAUGGAAAACUGCUUCAGGAAAUGAUCCUGGUCUGUGAUGCCUACAGGAAGGACCUUCAGCACCCUAAUGAGUUUAUCCGUGGCUCCACGCUGCGCUUCCUGUGUAAGCUGAAGGAGGCGGAGCUUUUGGAGCCACUGAUGCCAGCCAUCCGUGCUUGUCUGGAACAUCGCCACAGCUAUGUACGCCGCAAUGCCGUCCUUGCCAUCUACACCAUCUACAGGAAUUUUGAACAUUUAAUCCCUGAUGCCCCAGAACUGAUCCACGACUUCCUCGUAAACGAAAAAGAUGCGAGCUGUAAAAGAAAUGCGUUCAUGAUGCUCAUUCAUGCUGAUCAGGACAGAGCUCUGGAUUAUCUCAGCACGUGUAUUGAUCAGGUUCACACGUUUGGAGACAUUCUGCAGCUGGUGAUUGUUGAACUGAUCUACAAGGUGUGCCAUGCUAACCCAUCAGAGCGAGCUCGCUUCAUCCGCUGCAUCUACAACCUGCUGCAGUCGUCCAGUCCAGCUGUGAAAUAUGAAGCUGCUGGAACUCUGGUUACUCUGUCCAGUGCACCGACUGCCAUCAAGGCUGCGGCUCAGUGUUAUAUUGACCUGAUCAUUAAGGAGAGUGAUAACAACGUGAAGCUGAUUGUCCUGGACCGCCUCAUUGAGCUGAAGGAACAUCCCACUCACGAGCGUGUGCUGCAGGACCUGGUGAUGGACAUCCUGAGGGUUCUGACCACUCCUGACCUGGAGGUGCGCAAGAAGACGCUACAGCUGGCGCUGGACCUGGUGUCCUCUCGUAAUGUGGAGGAAUUGGUCAUUGUGCUGAAGAAGGAAGUGAUAAAGACCAACAAUGUGACUGAACACGAGGACACUGAUAAAUACCGCCAGCUGUUGGUGAGAACUCUCCACUCCUGCAGUGUUCGCUUCCCUGACAUGGCUGCUAACGUCAUCCCUGUGCUGAUGGAGUUCCUCAGUGACACUAAUGAAGCAGCUGCUGCUGAUGUGUUGGAGUUUGUGCGUGAGGCGAUACAGAGGUUCGAUUCGCUCAGAGCGCUCAUCAUCGAGAAAAUGCUGGAAGUUUUUCACGCCAUUAAAACUGUCAAAAUUUAUAGAGGAGCGCUGUGGAUUCUGGGAGAGUAUUGCAGUACCAAAGAGGACAUCCAGAGUGUGAUGACUGAAGUGCGUCGGUCGCUCGGAGAGAUCCCCAUAGUGGAGAAUGAGAUAAAGAAGGAGACGGGGGAGCUGAAGAUGGAGGAGGAGGUGAGCGCUGUGCCGGUGCAGAAGCUGGUGACUGAGAUGGGAACCUACGCCACUCAGAGUGCCCUCAGCUCCAACAGACCCUCAAAGAAAGAUGAGGACAGGCCUCCUCUGAGGGGUUUCCUGUUGGACGGGGAUUUCUAUGUCGCUGCAUCUCUUGCCACCACGCUGACUAAAAUCGCGCUGCGCUACAUUGCCAUUGUUAUGGAAAAGAAGAAGCAAAACUCAUUUGUAGCUGAAGCCAUGCUGAUCAUGGCCACCGUGCUGCACCUGGGGAAAUCCUCACUGCCCAAGAAGCCAAUCACUGACGAUGAUGUGGAGCGAAUCUCUCUGUGCCUGAAGGUUCUGGCCGAGUCGUCACCGCUCAUGAGUGACAUCUUCAACAAGGAGUGCCGCAAGUCCCUGUCCCACAUGCUGACUGUCCGGCUGGAGGAGGAGAAACUGUCCCAGAAGAAAGAAUCGGAGAAGCGUAACGUGACUGUGCAGGCAGACGACCCCAUCUCCUUCAUGCAGCUCACCGCCAAGAAUGAGACGAGCUCCAAAGAGGACCAGUUCCAGCUCAGUCUGCUGGCUGCGAUGGGCAACACGCAGAGGAAGGAAGCGUCCGAUCCGCUCUCCUCCAAACUCAAUAAGGUGACGCAGCUGACUGGUUUCUCAGAUCCGGUCUAUGCUGAAGCGUAUGUCCACGUUAACCAGUAUGACAUCGUACUGGAUGUGCUGGUGGUCAAUCAAACCAGUGACACCCUCCAGAACUGCACUUUGGAGCUGGCCACACUGGGUGACCUGAAGCUGGUGGAGAAGCCGUCUCCUCUCACUCUCGCCCCUCAUGACUUUGCCAACAUCAAAGCCAACGUCAAAGUGGCUUCCACAGAAAAUGGCAUCAUUUUUGGGAAUAUCGUAUAUGAUGUGUCCGGAGCAGCCAGUGACAGGAACUGUGUGGUUCUCAGUGACAUCCACAUUGACAUCAUGGACUACAUCCAGCCAGCCUCGUGCACAGAUGCCGAGUUUAGGCAGAUGUGGGCCGAGUUCGAGUGGGAAAACAAGGUUACAGUGAACACCAACAUCACUGAGCUGAACGAGUAUCUUCAGCACAUUCUCAGCUCCACCAACAUGAAGUGUUUAACUCCAGACAAGGCGCUUUCUGGUGUCUGUGGUUUCAUGGCUGCUAACCUGUAUGCACGCUCCAUCUUCGGUGAGGAUGCUCUGGCUAACGUGAGCAUUGAGAAGCCCAUCCAUCUCGGACCUGAGGCUCCGGUCAACGGCCACAUUCGCAUCCGCGCAAAGAGUCAGGGCAUGGCCUUGAGUCUGGGAGAUAAGAUUAAUCUGUCUCAGAAGAAGACCAGCUCAUAAAGCUUCAAGUCCUUCAGUAGGAAGCGCUCAGCUUUCUGUACUUUCUUUACUUUAUAUUUCCUCUAUCACUCCGUUUCUGACUGUCUACACAUCAUCGCUAUGUGAUUCGAAUAAAAUCAGGAAGAGGUGUGUAACGAUAUUUCAUCCAACAAAAUACUUAGUGUUUUCAUUUCUCUGUAACAUGCACCAAUAAAAAUCACCAGACCUUCA
This is a messenger RNA of Neoarius graeffei (lesser salmon catfish), 3228 nucleotides long. RefSeq names its product COPI coat complex subunit beta 1 (gene copb1). Gene Ontology annotation, molecular function: structural molecule activity. NCBI's taxonomy places the organism in Eukaryota, Metazoa, Chordata, Actinopteri, Siluriformes, Ariidae. Gene Ontology annotation, biological process: intracellular protein transport; intra-Golgi vesicle-mediated transport; endoplasmic reticulum to Golgi vesicle-mediated transport. The transcript has 22 exons. Gene Ontology annotation, cellular component: COPI vesicle coat; cytoplasm. The record is from RefSeq and is a predicted model, not a curated record. The coding region runs from base 157 to 3018 and encodes 953 amino acids.